AUUUUGGGGAUACUUAUACUUCUCAGAGUUUCAUUACAAAAAUUGCUUUCAUCAACAUGGCUUGCAAAUUCGAGUAGCUCUCUUGAGAAGUGCAAUAGGAUGCGUUAGUUCCGAACCGCGUUCAAUAGUACUCUGCCAGCCGCCAUUGGAUGAUACUCUUGCAGCCAAUCAGAGAUCUAGCGGAUGUGCUGAUUAGAGACGUGAACGCGUCGAGAACACACGUAGGAAUCAUGGAGAUUCAAGCACAUCUAAUGCACCAUAACCCGUACGAUCUAGUCAAAGCCGAAGAGCCUUCGACGCCACCGAAGACGAAGUCGACAUUGUGCUCGUCAACCGACAUGCUCUUCAGCGUAUCUAAUUUCAAUAUCCAGUCAAAUUUCUGUCCACCCGUCAACAAUAAUCAUGAUCCGUUGAAUAAUAAUCACGUGAAGAUCAGCUCAAAUGGCAGAACCCUGGCGGCAGAUCGUAAACGGCCGUAUCCGUGCAACCUAUGCACGUCUAGGUUUGGCAGCAAAAUGGAGUUGGAAGAGCAUCAGAAUAGCCAUACGGGCAUGAAGCCGUUCGAAUGCGAUGUCUGUAAAGCCCGGUUCAAUCGUCGAUCCACGUUAUGGAAUCACAAACGAAUCCAUUCCGAUGCUAAACCGUUUGUAUGCACUGUAUGUCAAAUGACAUUCAAAUGGAAGAAUAGUUUGAAGUGCCAUAAGGAGAUGCAUUUGAGAAAGAACGAAUCAACUCCUCACAUUGAUAACGACCUGCGUCAGUUGACGUAUGCAACUGCGGCUAAGCGAAAGCUGAUGAUGGAUCAGGAGGAGCAAGGAAAUCCUGCAACAUCUUCAGCAUCGUCAAUUCAUAGCCAACCGUUGAUCACGACCACUACACCGAAGAAGAAGUCGAAUAAGUCUUCGCCAAAUCACGGUGUUGGAACGGUUAAUCUAAACCCGAUCACACAACCUCUACAAGCGAGUGCCCUAAUACCGCCAUCGGAUCAUCAACUUGAUCUGGAUACGAGUUCGUUGGACACUCUUGUAAAUAGCAAUAACAACCUCCUCAUGCACAUUUAUAACAGUGAAGUGGACCCGUCGUUGACGUCACGUCAUACGAAUCCAAUGCUGAAUAGUAUUGAUGACAAUAUGUUAAAUUCACAGUUAUUAGGAGAUAUUAAGAGUGAAUCAUCAUUGGGCGGUACAGCGACAGCAGCACCGAUAAAUGUGCAUUUGCCGAUGCAAUUGAACAUGCUAAACUUCAGGCCGAUAAACGCGCAACAGUUGCCGUCUGUGCACCAUUUGACGUCUACUUCAUUACCGGUGUCAGUUCCAAUGGAUUAUACCAUUCAUAACGAAACGCCUAAUGUUGCGCAUCCACAGUAUAUUGUUACGACACAACCGGAUAUGAUGUUACCGCAAGGCAUUGGAUAUCAGCAUCAUGGGUUGGACCAAUGUGUGAUCCUGACGACCGGACACGAUUAUGUGCCAAAUUUUGACUACCCAAUGAUUGGCAACUAUCAAAUGCAAGCGGAACAACACGAAGCUCCUCCACCGUCUCAUGACUCAAACGACGAGAAAAUUGUCCCAUACGAGCAGUGGUAGACGUUAUAUGUUAUGAUGAUAACUUAGCCAAAUCCAAAAAACCCCCUCUCUAAUCUCAGUGUCAUGCUUAGUUACCAAUUCUCGUCAUGUUUUCAUUGCACCGAAAUUUUCUAUUCAAUUUUUUUCUCAUUUGCGCUCCACGUUUAUCCCCACUCACACUCCAAGUUUUCACACACACACACGUUUUGUUGGAAAGGGUAAAACUAGUCCGUUAAUGCUCAUAUUGAGAGUUAUUGGGAGUACAUCAGCCAUAAAUUUCUGAUAAAUAGACACUCAAAACCCACACACACACCGACACCAACGCCUUUCCUUCCAGCUAACAAAGUGCCACAGUAUUUUUUUCGGUCGCUUCCCCCCUCACAGAUGAGGUGCGUAGUGUUUUUCUUCCAUUAUUUAUAUGUGUAUAAUAUCCACGAAUGCUUCCUUCAGUGUCAUUUUGAUCUUCUCUCAGCCAUGAGUUCCGCCAUAAUAUUCCCAUCACAUUCAUGUGUUUUUUGUCACAAAUUUUGUUUUGUUGAAUGUUUAUGUGUUUUAUUUCUUUCGCCUAAAGAAGUGUCUCUGUGUGAAUCAUGCGUGCCAUUUGUGUAGCUACUCGCCUUAUUUUCAAUUUUCAUGUGAUUCCGCGUGCCUUGUGUUAUGAUGGGUGAUGGGAUGAUCGUAGAUUUUUUUAUUGAAAAUUCGAAAAUUUUUUGAUCCAGGAAAACAUGAC
Molecule: messenger RNA, 2295 nt
Organism: Cylicocyclus nassatus
Lineage: Eukaryota; Metazoa; Nematoda; Chromadorea; Rhabditida; Strongylidae
Source: the annotation of a GenBank genome assembly